AUGCCACCACAAACUCGCUCCGGCGGGGUCCGGCCCGUUGCUGCCCCUCCUGACCGAGUCUACAAGUCCAGCAGACCUCCCAAGCAGGUCAAGUUCCCGCAUCGAAAGACUGAAGUGCGCACGUAUAGCGCCCGUAAACCGACUGCUCGAGUCACUAGCCACAAGCAAAAGACAUUGACCCAAAUGUACGAAUCUACGCGCUCGUCGCCGAUACGCAUCGCGCUAUCCGACGAUGAAGAGGAAGAGGAGCCAGCGCGCAAGAAGAAGAGGAGAAAGACGACGGGCGACGAGCCGACCCCGAGCUCUUCUUUCCACACGCAGACGUUGACCCAGAUGUCAAGGAGAUCGGCUGAGAAGUCGCCAGAGGAGGAGGAUGACAUUUGGCAGUUCCAGCCAUCCGACGAGGAACCAGAAAAGCCUGUUCUCCCUUCGGCGAAUGAUAAGGAGAACCUCGUCCCAGGAAAGAAGCCACCCAGCAGGACGCCGUCUGUCGUGCCGCAAACGCCCACAAACAAGCGGACAGUUUUUGAGAUUCCAUCCUCUCAGGGUAGCCCCCUUACACCAAUGCUGGCAAGAUAUAGCCCUGCCCCCAAAAGGUCUCCCUUGAAGGACAAGUCUACGAACACCAACACGCCAAUCAAGCUCACUGGCUCUGUCAAACGCCCGCGAACUCUGACGAUUCAAGAUUCUUAUGCGACGGUCGGCAGCCAGAGCCCAACUCAGCGUUCGUCUCCUCUGAGAGCUCCACUGCAGCCGGCGAAGAACGUGCGCUUCAUUACGCCACACCCAUCGGCUAGUCUUGUGCCUGUGGACGAGGAAGAGACAGAGGACGAAGAAAACGAGGAAAACGAGGAGAAUGCGCGGGAAGUCAGCCCGUCUCCUAAACGGCGGCCAAGAUCACCUCUACGCGAGAUCGCCGACUCUGAUGAUGACUCAGAUGCACUUGACAUACUGGAUGAGGAGGCUGAGGGCUACGAUGCCGUUGGCGAAGAGACUCAGUUCCAGAUGGACCAGCUUCUUACUUCGUCGGAACAGGCAGGCACCAAGGAACCAUCCCCUGGAGAGGAAGGUGACUCUGAUAAGGAGAACGUCACCCCUGCUACCAGUGAGGAGGAAGAAGAAGAGGCAACGGUGAUCCUGUCGAAACCUUUUGUUUUGCCCAAGUUGUCCCGCGGUCUAUCCGAUUCAGAACGCAGGGAGACUGUGGAGGUCAUCACCUCUUCCCCAGAGCCGACUCGGCACAGCGACUCCAGUGUUCCUCAGGAGGAGACAACCGAGGAAUCGAUCUCUGAAACUCCGACUCAAAGCCAAAGAACGCCGAGGCCGAAAGGCAAAGGCAAGGACGUCGAAGAAACGCCCAAGACACCUCACACGCAAGGUCUUGAGAGUCAGCGCAUCUCUCUAGACGUCAUCCGUGCCAUGGCACCUCAGACAGACCGAUCCGACAUCUUCAUUUCCAUACACCCAGAUCACAUGCAGAACAUCGUCGACGGUACAAAGAACCACGAGUUCCGCGCCUACAAGAUCCCAAACACGGUCUCGCGCAUGUGGCUGUACAUCACCAAGCCGGUCGCGCAGCUGCAGUACAUGGCGUGCAUCAGCGAGGCGAAGGUGCCCGGCGAGGUCGAGGGCGACGGGAUCGGCAACGCCGAAUUCAACCAGCUCAAGACGCCCGGCGCCAAAUUCGCGUACCGCCUGUACGAGGUCUACGAGCUGAACGACCCCAGUCCUCUGCCGGAAAUGAUCGAGAACGGGUGGCUUCACGGCCCGCCGCAGAAAUACAACUACGUGCCGCCGGCGGUUGUGGGUCACUUGAUGGCGAAUCUGCGAUGUUCCAUAUUCGGCGAGGACGAGGAAGAUGAAUUGCAAGGAGAGAAUCAGGAAGAGUUCGAAUCGGAGCCGGAGGUUGCCAGGAAGCAGGCGUCGCAGACCUCCAUCACUCGCACCGUCUCCCAAGAGCUGGCCGACCAGAUCCGGAGCGACAUCGAGCACUCGACCCUGCUCUCGUCCGAGGCCGACAUUCUCGUGCCCUCAAGCCAGACACCCACUCGCAACCAGAAGCGGGCGUUCGGCACGGAACUCUUCCCCAAGCCCGCCUUACCUCCGACCCCGUUCAGCCGGCCGCCGAACCCCACGCCCAGACGCGCGGUCCGGCCGUCACAGGCGACUACAGUCAGCCAGUCCUCGAGUCCGUCCCUGUCGCCGGCCAGAUCAGUGCCGCGGCCAGCAAAUAAUGACUCGAGCAUGCCGAUCUUUGUGGACGAGGAGGACGACAGCCCGAUUCGUCUGCCACCCGGCACUUUCAACCUAGACUCGUCUCAGCUGCUGUCUAAGAGCCAGAUGCUGCCGGAGAGUCUGCUGCGGGAGGAUGAGGGGGAGGACAUCAUCUAUGAUUCAGAGCAGGAUGAUGAGUUGUGA
Molecule: messenger RNA, 2418 nt
Organism: Colletotrichum karsti
Lineage: Eukaryota; Fungi; Ascomycota; Sordariomycetes; Glomerellales; Glomerellaceae
Exons: 1
Coding region: 1-2418 (805 amino acids)
Source: RefSeq, a predicted model, not a curated record